Molecule: messenger RNA, 1541 nt
Organism: Ceratotherium simum simum (southern white rhinoceros)
Lineage: Eukaryota; Metazoa; Chordata; Mammalia; Perissodactyla; Rhinocerotidae
Gene: ZFP64
Product: ZFP64 zinc finger protein
Biological process (GO): positive regulation of transcription by RNA polymerase II
Cellular component (GO): nucleus
Molecular function (GO): DNA-binding transcription factor activity; RNA polymerase II cis-regulatory region sequence-specific DNA binding
Source: RefSeq, a predicted model, not a curated record
CGGAACUGGAUAAUGAGGUUCCAAAACCAACUUGUCCCUCUGCUGAUGGCAACAACACCCAGAGAGCCCCUGUCAUGACUCUUCCCUCAGAGUCGAAGGAACAAACGGCGACCCUUGGGGAGAGGACCUUCAACUGUUGCUACCCAGGUUGCCACUUCAAAACUGUUCAUGGCAUGAAAGAUUUGGACCGCCAUCUACGAAUCCACACAGGAGACAAACCGCACAAGUGUGAGUUCUGUGACAAGUGCUUCAGCCGGAAGGACAACCUGACCAUGCACAUGCGGUGCCACACCAGCGUGAAGCCCCACAAGUGUCACCUGUGUGACUACGCCGCCGUGGACAGCAGCAGCCUCAAGAAGCACCUGCGGAUCCAUUCUGACGAGCGGCCGUACAAGUGCCAGCUUUGCCCCUACGCCAGCCGCAACUCCAGCCAGCUCACCGUCCACCUGCGAUCCCACACAGGGGACACCCCCUUCCAGUGCUGGCUCUGUAGCGCCAAGUUCAAGAUCAGCUCGGACUUGAAAAGGCACAUGAUCGUGCACUCGGGGGAGAAGCCUUUCAAGUGCGAGUUCUGUGACGUGCGCUGCACCAUGAAGGCGAACCUCAAGUCGCACGUCCGCAUCAAGCACACCUUCAAGUGCCUGCACUGCGCCUUCCAGGGCCGGGACCGCGCGCACCUCCUGGAGCACAGCCGGCUGCACCAGGCCGACCACCCGGAGAAGUGCCCCGAGUGCAGCUACUCCUGCUCCAGCGCCGCCGCCCUGCGCGUGCACAGCAGGGUCCACUGCAAGGACCGUCCCUUCAAGUGCGACUUCUGCAGCUUCGACACGAAGCGGCCCAGCAGCCUGAGCAAGCACAUCGACAAGGUGCACAGGGCCGAGGCCAAAACGGAGAACCGGGCUCCGCGGGGCGGAGAAGCGCCUCGAGAGAGCGGCUCCCAGCACGUGGCCAAGAUAGUGACCCAGAGGGCCUUCCGCUGCGAGACCUGCGGGGCCUCCUUUGUCAGGGACGACUCGCUGCGAUGCCAUAAGAAGCAGCACAGUGACCAGAGUGAGAACAAGAACUCGGACUUGGUCACCUUCCCGCCCGAGAGCAGCGCGUCGGGGCAGCUCGGCACCCUGGUCUCCGUCGGGCAGCUCGAGACGUCUCUAGAGCCCGGCCGGUGCCUCUAGUUCAGCCAGAGAGGGUGCUCAGCUGUCCGGAAUUCGGCCCAGCGCUGUUGCGCAGCCCUGCGAGGUGAGGCCGUGAAGCCAGACAGGAGUUACCAGCUCUGGGGGUGGCUGCCCCCACUUUCUAGGCCUCCAGAGGCAGUGGCUGCGGUCACCGUGGCGUGAGGACCAACGCCAAAGCAAUGCGAUGGAGACAUCUCUCCACGUUUCUGUCUUCCUUGCAAGAAGCAUCUAAGCAAGGUGACUCGGUUGUUCUAAGGUGGGGGUCCCUUGAGCACCGCUCUAUCCAAUAGGGAUAGCUUGUUCACAGUGGAUUCCAGUUCUAAAACUGAUCUGUCUCUGGAAUUAUUAAGCUAGACCACAUGGAAAACU